This is a messenger RNA of Talaromyces stipitatus ATCC 10500, 1078 nucleotides long. RefSeq lists its product as uncharacterized. The record is from RefSeq and is a predicted model, not a curated record. Bases 108 to 842 code for a protein of 244 amino acids. The transcript is spliced from 4 exons. NCBI's taxonomy places the organism in Eukaryota, Fungi, Ascomycota, Eurotiomycetes, Eurotiales, Trichocomaceae.
GCACUCAGCUAUUUUGCAAUAUAAUUUGUCAACCGAGUUCAGCAAUUUUUGUCAUCGCAAAACCAUUUCUCUACAUCGUCUCUCCAGUAAUUUGAAGGUGCAUCGCCAUGGCGUCUCACACUUACAUACUCUUCGAUAUCCCCACCAAGGCACCACAAGUGUGCUGGUCGAUGAACACUUGGAGGACGAGAUUGCUUUUGAAUUAUAAAGGUCUGGACUACAAAACAGAAUGGCUCGAAUAUCCUAAUAUCGGCGUUCGACUUGGUCAUCAUGUCCCUCCAAAUGAACAGGGACCUCAUUUUACACUGCCUGCAAUACAGCUGCCUGAUGGCUCCUACGUGAUGGAUUCUUAUAAAAUCGCCGAUAUAAUCGAAGAGAGACAUCUGGAGCCAAGAGUGCAUCGUCUCAAUAUACCAGCACAGCUUACAUUCAGGAAUAUUCUUACGAAUUUAAUGCGACAGCUCACACCACUCUACAUUCCAGGAAUAGCGCAGCGCCUCCUUAGCAAUGAGAGUAUCGACUUCUUCAUUGCUGCACGCCAGAAGGAUGUAGGCAUGCCACUUGAUGAAUAUGGAAAACAGCACGGCCCUGGGGCAUUUGAUAGAGCAGAGCCAUUCUUGCAUGAAAUGACAGCAUUGCUGGAUGAGACUGCAGGGCCAUACUUUUUGGGCGAUACCGUUAGCUACACUGAUUUUAUAUGGGCCGCGAUCUUGCUUUUCUUCAAAUGCUUCGGCGAUGAUAUUUAUGGAGAAUUGCUGAUGAGAAGUGGAAAUUCUCAAGUGCAUACGGAGUUCUUGGAUGCAUUGAGCCAAUGGACAAAGCGAAAUGAUUAUCUAAGAUAGGGUGAAACACUGAACGAAGAAAAUGGUGCGUGGAUAUAGCAGAGAAGAUAAGAUAAGAAUGAUGCUAUCGAUAAGCGGUCAGUUGACCAGAUUUGGCCAAUAGGAACACAGUCCGCAGUCUCAGGGGCCCACUUGCUAUCGCAACAACAACACAACUCACUAUGUGCUUUCCUCUUCCUCAUCUUCUUGAUUUAAUUUAUGUCCUUAGCUUGAAUAUGAAUUGAUUCGGAAAACAC